AUGCGUUUGAAUAUUUUUGCCAUAAUUGUUUUCGCGAUGUUAGGUCAAUCGGAGGCAGUUAUUCCAGAAUGUGAUUAUUUUGACACUGUGGAUAUAUCUCAUAUCCCAAAACUAAAUAACUCAUAUGCGUACGAGGGGCUAACCAUUCCUGCUCACCUCACGGGUCUAUACGCAUUUAGGCAACUGGCGGACGGAUCGCAGGAGCCAGUGAAGACUCAUUUGAGAGCGUGUAUCUGCAAACUGAAACUCUGCAUCCGAUUCUGCUGUCCCCGCAACAAAAUGUUGCCGAACAGUCGCUGUAGCGAUGGCCUCACAGAGAAUCUGAAGCGUUUCAAUCCGCACUUGAAGAUCACCUUGCAGGAUGGAUCGCAAAAAACAUAUCACCUUCUCACCGACAUGAUUGUUCUACGAAAUGAGUUUCGGUAUUGCGAAAAGGUUGUUACGGUGCAGCAAGAUCAGUACCAAUUAUAUGAGAAUGGCAGCUUUAUGAUCAGCCAAGCUGCAAACUGGACAUUGGGCAAGCAGUGGUACUGCCUCUAUCCCCGUUUCGAGGAUCUGAAUUUCAUAUGGAUUCUGGAACAUGUAUACAUACCUAGAUCGAUGCCAGCCGUUCCUCAGGUCGGUACUAUUUCCAUGGUGGGCUGUAUUCUCACAAUCACUGUGUAUCUCUAUAUAAAGAAGCUGCGAAAUCUGCUCGGAAAGUGCUUCAUAUGCUAUGUGUUUUGUAAGUUUGUGCAGUACCUUAUCUGGGCAGGAGGAGAUUUGAACUGGUUGAUUAACAUUUGCUCUCUAGCAGGUUACACUAACUAUUUCUUUGCUUUGGCUUCGCACUUUUGGCUCUCGGUUAUGAGCCAUCAUAUAUGGAAAAACUUGAGGUUGAUCAAUCGGGAUGACCCUCGCUAUCACUUUCUGGCCUAUAAUGUCUAUGGUUGGGGCACACCUGCCAUCAUGACGGCAAUUACAUAUCUGGUGGAUUGGGCUUGGGAGGAUAGGCCCGACAAACUGAACUGGAUUCCCGGUGUUGGCUUAUAUAGAUGUUGGAUAAACACUUAUGACUGGUCAGCCAUGAUAUACCUAUAUGGCCCGAUGCUAAUCUUGAGUUUAUUCAAUGUGUUCACGUUUAUCCUGACGGUGAUUCACAUAAGAAAGGUUAAGAGUAGCGUGAAAAAUUCUACCCAACAGCAGCAAAAGUGCAUGAAGAAUUAUGAUUUCUUACUAUACCUACGUCUGUCGGUGAUGAUGGGUGGGACUGGGAUUUUUGAGGUAAUAACCUACUUGGUCAAGCGGCACAAUGUUUGGCAGCAAGUCCUUCGGGUGCCGAAUUUUUUCCAUCUGGGUUCCGGUGUAAUCGUAUUUGUGCUGUUCAUUCUUAAGCGCAGCACAAUUCAAAUGAUUCUGGAGAGAAUCAGCGGCCCAAGAAGACAGCAAUCUGCAGCUCGAUCAAGCGAUAAAUAA
Molecule: messenger RNA, 1455 nt
Organism: Drosophila teissieri
Lineage: Eukaryota; Metazoa; Arthropoda; Insecta; Diptera; Drosophilidae
Product: probable G-protein coupled receptor Mth-like 6
Exons: 7
Coding region: 1-1455 (484 amino acids)
Biological process (GO): cell surface receptor signaling pathway; G protein-coupled receptor signaling pathway
Cellular component (GO): membrane
Molecular function (GO): G protein-coupled receptor activity
Source: RefSeq, a predicted model, not a curated record